Messenger RNA from Aspergillus chevalieri, 1716 nucleotides. RefSeq names its product GMC family oxidoreductase. The transcript has 6 exons. The record is from RefSeq and is a predicted model, not a curated record. The coding region runs from base 1 to 1716 and encodes 571 amino acids. NCBI's taxonomy places the organism in Eukaryota, Fungi, Ascomycota, Eurotiomycetes, Eurotiales, Aspergillaceae. Gene Ontology annotation, molecular function: flavin adenine dinucleotide binding; oxidoreductase activity, acting on CH-OH group of donors.
AUGAGUUCGAUUUCAUCGUCGUCGGAGGCAUGUGGCACUGCUGGGAAUGUAGUCGCCGGCCGGCUAGCAGAGAACCCCAAAGUCUCCGUGCUGGUAAUCGAAGCAGGUCGAGGCGAUCCCGAAAAUAUCGCGGAGAUCACCACUCCCGCUCGCGCCUUCGAGUGCCGCAAUGGCCCCCAUGACUGGAAGUACAAGGCCACAAUGAUCGACCGCGAAGACUACACCCGCGUGGAGAAGCCUAACACACGAGGAAAAGUGCUGGGUGGCAGCAGUUGCCUGAACUACUACACCUGGGUGCGCGGCAGCAAGGCGACCUUUGACGACUGGGAAGAGUUUGGUGGCAGCGGCUGGAAUUGGGAGGGAGUCAAAGAAUAUUUUGAUAAGCCUGUCACUUACCAUGACGACCAUAACAACUACCCACAUGUGAGGAACAUUGGCUUGGGUGGUCCCCUUCAUAUCGAGCACGCGAACUUAGUGCCCGAGCUGCAGCCGUUUCGAGAUGCGUUGCUCAAAGCAUGGCAGAGCAAGGGCCUUAAAGUCAACGAUGAUAUUUACUCGGGCUAUGUAUCGGGUCUGACUCACUGUGCUACCAGUAUCUACAAGGGCGUCCGCUCCUCAAGCUGGUCUUUCCUUGUGGGCAAGCCUAAUAUCCAAGUCCUGUCAUCUUCCUAUGGCAAGCGGUUAAUUAUUAAUGGCAAUUGUGUCACUGGUGUUGAAGUCCGCGGACCUAACGACGAAGAUAUUAUCAUCAAGGCACGCAAGGAAGUCAUUGUCGCUGGUGGAGUGUACGAGUCGCCAAAGCUGCUGAUGCUGUCAGGUAUUGGCCCGGGAAAGGAAUUGGCGAAGUUCUCCAUCAAUGUUAUCGUUGAUUCGCCCCAUGUGGGUCAAAACUUGAUUGACCAUCCCAUCUUGUCGCAUGUCUUUCGCCUGAAAAAUGGCUUGGGCCUGGAUGAUCAUUUGCUGCGCGCCGGUCCGCAAAAGGAAGGCGCAGUCACGGCCUAUAAUCGGGAUCACGCCGGGGCACUGGCCAGUGGUCUGCUAGAGCUAGUGGGUUUUCCUCGCAUUGACGACCGACUGAACAAGAUCGAGGCGUACGUAAAGGCGAAGCAGGAGAAUGGAGGGAAGGAUCCAUUUGGACCGGCAGGGCAACCGCACUUUGAAAUUGACUUCGUGCCUAUGUUCGCGGACGCAUUUCAGUGGCAUUUCCCCAUCCCUCCGGAGGGAACCUGGCUGACGACGAUUGUCGACCUAUUGCGUCCGAUGUCAAAGCCGGGUUGGGUCAAGCUGCAAUCGACUAACCCAUUAGAUCACCCACAUAUCAACGUGAACUUUUUCGAGAACCAUCUGGAUGUGAUCGCUCUGCGGGAGGGUGUCCGUUUUGUGGAUGAUAUUCUCAUGACGGGCGAGGGAAUCCGGGACAUCAUCGGUGAGGACUAUCCUUGGCCCAUGCCGCGUAACUCGGACGAGGCAAUGGACAAGAUGAUACUGGAGCGCGCUCAGAUUGGAUUCCACCCUUGCGGAACCUGUCGCCUGUCAAAGGACAUCAAGCAGGGCGUGGUCGAUGAACGACUCAAAGUCUACGGCCUGAAGAAUGUCCGCGUAAUUGAUGCGUCGGUGUUCCCUGUAAUUCCAGACUGUCGAAUCCAAAAUCCCGUCUACAUGGUUGGUGAGAAGGGCGCCGAUCUCAUCAAGGCUGACCACAAGGAUCUCUACUGA